Messenger RNA from Odocoileus virginianus texanus, 606 nucleotides. NCBI's taxonomy places the organism in Eukaryota, Metazoa, Chordata, Mammalia, Artiodactyla, Cervidae. The record is from RefSeq and is a predicted model, not a curated record.
AUGCGAGGUUGUGGGUGCCGGGGGCCCACCUCUGUGAUUGGGAGAGCCCCCGGAGCAGCGUCCGGCGGCCCUGCCCUUCCCAGGGCCGGCGGCUUUCCCGCGGGCGGUGGUGCCGCCCUGGGCCCUGACCGGUGCCCUGAGACAGCCCCACCAGAGGAUGCCAGCCGCAUCCGGCCUCAUCCAACUUCAGAUGGGGAGCCCAGGCCCCGCUUCACGCUGCUGCAGGCCACGGGCACCGAGAUUGGGGGUGGAGGGGCAGGUGUGGCUGCUGCAGGGAGCACGCCUGCUCUGGGGAAACGGCACCCCCACCCCCGCCGCACGCCCAGCCGCGUGAAUACCCGGGCCGGGGGCCACUGCAGCAGCAACACACGCAGGGCCUUCAGGGCCCUGACGGCUGCUCCCAGUGACAGCCCCAGCCGCGUGCCAGGCCAGCCUGGGGUCCCGGGCAGUGUGGCUCAGGCGCAGGGCCUGGGGCCUCACAGGUGCCUCCAGAGCCACCUUCCUUCUCCCCCACCAGGCUGGGGCGGGGCUCCUGGGGACCCGGGCGCACCCUUCCUGGCGGCUGGCCCUGCUGAGGAACGCACCCCCUCAGAGUGUCCGCCCUGA